This is a messenger RNA of Ricinus communis (castor bean), 4285 nucleotides long. RefSeq names its product DENN domain and WD repeat-containing protein SCD1. Gene Ontology annotation, cellular component: cytoplasmic vesicle. Gene Ontology annotation, biological process: regulation of Rab protein signal transduction. The transcript has 31 exons. Bases 326 to 3946 code for a protein of 1206 amino acids. NCBI's taxonomy places the organism in Eukaryota, Viridiplantae, Streptophyta, Magnoliopsida, Malpighiales, Euphorbiaceae. Gene Ontology annotation, molecular function: protein binding. The record is from RefSeq and is a predicted model, not a curated record.
AAAGAUUAAGACUCAGGGAAAAGCAGAAAUUUGCUAUACAAAUUUUUAAUUAAUAUUCCAAAACAAUAUCCGUAAAUAUAUUAGCUGCAUAAUUGUUGCAGAUUUUGUUUUUUCUUUUUAUUUUCCGGUUAAUGAUCAUCUUCAUCUGACAAUCACGGCAUUCAUUUCCUGUUAGCAGCUAAGCUCGUCAAAAAUACCAGCCGAACACAGCACAGCACAAUCAAAAUUCUAGUGAAUGCCUAAAGUAAAAUAGAAUACAAUAGCAUGCAAGGAGAAUAAACCAGAUCAAGUCUCGCGCCAUGAGUCUAUUCUAAGAAAUCAAUCAAUGGCGCGGAUCUUCGAGUAUUUUGUGGUGUGUGGACUAGGAGCAGAGCUAAGAACCCUAGACGGAAACAAAGGAUAUCAUGGAAGAGGAGUGAUGUAUCUUGCGUCUCUUCUCGAUCAAUAUCCUCCUGAUAAUCAUCACUCUCCUCCUCCUCCUCAGCUUCCUACUUGUGUGCUUCCUGCUGGUGUGGAGUUUUAUUCCUCCGGAUUUGACGCUAAUGAUGCUUCUAGCUUUCCAAGGAGCUAUCCUAUUGUUCUAACUGAGGGCGAUGGAUCAAAAAUUUAUGUUAGUUGCAUUGCCUUUCGGGAUCCAGUUAGUGAGGAUAUUGCUGAAGCUUACCGUAUACCAGCAAAUUCAUUUGCUGACAAAUGUAUUUGUCUUGUUUCACGCUCACCUAGUUUCAGUGUCCUCCGGAAUGCACUAGAAGAGAUAUUUGCACUUUGCUUUUCCCCCAGUGGAAGUAGUAAGCCGUUAUGGGAUGUUAUAGCAUACAUGAUCUCCAAUGUACCUCUGCCUACAGCCGGGAGGGAUCGAGUCUUGUUUGCUAUUGAAAACUGUCUGCUCUCUGUGGAGGCUCCACCAAGAGAUGGACUCCCUCAUGCUGAUAUAUCUUUUCAGCCACUGGUACAAUGCUUGGAUGUCGACAACUUGAUCAAAUUCUUUACUGCUGUGUUGCUUGAGAGGAGGAUUUUACUUCGAUCCAAUAAGUAUUCGAUUUUAACUCUAGUAUCAGAGGCUAUAUGCCAUUUAAUUUAUCCUUUCAGGUGGCAACAUGUCUACAUUCCAUUACUAUUUUUCAGUGGAGUAGACUAUAUUGAUGCUCCUACCCCUUAUAUGAUGGGUCUCCAUUCAGGUGUUGAUACGUCUCUUCUUGCAAUGGAUGGUGUUGUUGUUGUGGACCUUGAGUAUAACCGAAUUAGCACAACAGAGGAAAUACCGCUUGUCCCAGAGCCUGAAUUAAGUACUCUUCGUGGUGAGAUUCUGAAGUUGUUGUUCCCUAAUGUCAUGGAAAUAGAUCAUAUGAAGGCUGGAAUCUUUGGUUUAUCUGAUCAACAUUCUAGAGGUUGCAGCAAGCCCUGGGGGGAAGAGCAUGACCUCCAACUUAGGUUAAUUUUCUUAAAGUUCUUUGCAUCAAUCCUAGGUGGCUACCGCAAUUUCAUUGAAAAUAGUGCAACUCAGGUCUUCAACACUCAAGCAUUCUUGAAGAAGCGCUCUCGAUCAACAAACCAGCCACCAGAGCCCAUGAUAGCACAGUUUUUAGACUCUCAUGGUUUCUUAGACUAUCUGGAGAGAGGUGUAGGUUCUGAUGAGAACAAUUUUAAUCUUCUUGAGAAAUUGCAAGAUGCAAUUGGAAGGGGUCAGAAUCCUAUUUCAAUUCUUCCCUCGUCAUUGAUAGAGCCUGAGAUUAUAACUAUAUCAGAUCAAAAUGUGGGAACUUCAGGAUCAGGUGCCAAAUAUACUUAUGAUAGGUUUCCUGCAAACAUUAGAUCAGAAGAGCAAGAGGAGAAGAGAAAGCAGAUUCUUGCAGCAGCUAGUGGAGCAUUUGAAUACAUAAAGCAUGCUCCUAGCUCACCAUCUGUGCAAGUGGGUAAGGACUCUCUUAGUCCAAUGGAGAGAGCUGCGGAAAGAGACCGCAUGGUUUUGGACAUUAAAGUGAAGCUGCAGGGUUUGUGGCUUCGUCUUCUGAAACUGGGCGCCACUGAUGAUCCACUUUCUUCAUUUGAAUAUGGCACAAUCCUUGCACUGAUCGAGUCUGAUGCAGAGGGGAUUGGGGGCAGCGGGUUUGUUGAAUGUAUAGGAGAGCAUAUUCACUCAGGUUGGCACUCUCAGUUGACUGAUGAGCAGUUCAUUGCUGUGAAAGAGUUGCUUAAAACGGCAAUUAGUCGUGCAACUUCCCGGAAUGAUGUCUCAACGAUUAGAGAUGCCCUUGAAGUAUCUGCUGAGAUGUAUAAAAAGGAUGCCAAUAAUGUUCCUGACUAUGUCCAGCGCCAUUUAAGUGCGCUGUCCAUUUGGGAGGAGCUACGGUUUUGGGAAGGCUACUUUGACCAUCUAAUGGAGCAUUCUUCAAGCAAGUCAGCCAAUUAUGCGGCUUUAGUCACUACGCAUCUAAUUCUAGUGGCAUCCCACAUGGCUGGAUUAGGACUACCUGAUACUGAUGCUUGGUACAUGGUUGAGACUAUAGCAGAGAGGAACAACAUUGGGUACAAACAGCUGAUUAAACUUAGAGGAUUUUUGUCACACAUCCAGCAACUUCGAAUUGGUUACUGGGGACUCUCGUCUGUGAAAGCCCAAUCAUUGUCACCUCAUGGAUUGUCUUCCCCACGUCCAAAGGAUGUGACAGAUGAGAACCAGCAACCUGCUGAGGCCUCUGGUGUUGGUAGGAGCUGGGUUCAAAGUAUGUUUAGCAGAGACUCAUCAAGAGCAAACUCUUUUGCUCGUGUUCGUAAAUGGACUUCUGAUGGCACUUCAGCUGCAUACGAGAAUGGAAGUCCCCGCAAGCAGGAUUUAUCUGCUGCAGGACAAAAGAAAAUUCAGACCAAUGUUCGCGUACUUAGGGGUCACAGUGGUGCUAUUACCGCUUUACAUUGUGUAACACGAAGAGAGGUGUGGGAUCUGGUGGGCGAUCGAGAAGAUGCAGGAUUCUUUAUCAGCGGAAGCACAGAUUGUAUGGUUAAGAUCUGGGAUCCUAGUAUUCGUGGUUCUGAACUUCGGGCAACUUUGAAAGGGCACACACGAACUGUUCGUGCUAUAAGUUCUGAUCGAGGAAAGGUGGUAUCGGGAUCUGAUGAUCAGUCUGUUAUUGUAUGGGAUAAGCAAACAUCGCAGCUUCUAGAAGAGCUGAAGGGCCACGAUGCACAGGUCAGCUGUGUCCGUAUGUUGUCAGGUGAACGUGUUCUUACCUCUGCUUAUGAUGGAACGGUGAAGAUGUGGGAUGUUCGGACUGAUACCUGUGUAGCAACAGUCGGCCGUUGCUCGAGUGCAGUCCUAUGCAUGGAGUAUGAUGACUCCACUGGAAUCCUGGCGGCUGCUGGCAGAGAUGCGGUAGCAAACAUCUGGGAUAUCCGUGCUGGUAGGCAAAUGCACAAGCUAUUAGGGCAUACAAAAUGGAUACGGUCAAUUAGAAUGGUUGGAGAUACGCUGGUUACUGGUAGCGAUGAUUGGACGGCAAGAGUGUGGUCUGUUUCUCGAGGAACAUGUGAUGCUGUUCUUGCUUGCCAUGCUGGUGCAAUUCUAUGCGUUGACUAUUCAAUGUCAGACAGAGGAAUAAUAACAGGUUCGACUGAUGGACUACUCCGAUUUUGGGAAAAUGAGGAAGGAGGUACAAGAUGUGUGAAGAAUGUAACAAUUCAUAAUGCUGCAAUAUUAUCUAUAAAUGCCGGGGAACACUGGUUGGGAAUUGGAGCCGCUGACAAUUCCAUGUCUCUGUUCCAACGACCACAAGAGAGACUCGGUGGCCUCUCCAGUACUGGUUCAAAGAUGUCUGGGUGGCAGCUUUAUAGAACUCCACAAAAGAAUGUUGCUAUGGUGAGAUGUGUGGCCUCCGACCUGGAAAGGAAGAGGAUAUGCAGCGGUGGUCGUAAUGGAGUUCUUAGGUUGUGGGAAGCAACCAUCAACAUAUGAUUUUAUAUUUUACAUACUACAUCUCUUUGUACUUUCAAUUGUUUAAGGCAUAGUGGGAAGUUUCUUGUAUAGUAGCACGAGUUCAAUUUUCUUCAACCCACGGAAUCUAGUGUAUGAUUUUAGCAUCAUCUCAGGAUUAAAACCCAAUUCUUACCUGGGAGCCGUUUUUGCAGUUAAUUUGUAACGGUUAAACAUAUAUACAAACGACAAGGGCGCUUGACUUUCAGUUUUCCUUUUUCCUUUAUAUGAGAUGUUGAUUUUGUACAAAAUUCAUCAUGGAAAAUAAUGUAACACUUGGAAACUAUUUGUUGCUGUAACAUUAUGGUGUUUUUGCCACGA